AUGCGCCGUGAGUAGUUCCUCGGUCUCUCCAGUCAGUAAGACUGAAACUCAUAGAAUAAUUUCCGCAUUCCAGUCCAGUUUCCGGAGAGGAACCCGCGGCAGCACUUGAACAGGUUCAGAAUAUCGUCCCCCCACAGAUAUCACCGCUGGCAUUGGAGUCGACUCAGGGAUUUGUUCAAGGCGGCGGCACAUCAGAGCUCCCGGCGCGGUGCUUGUGUCAGUCCGGUGAGGGUCAGCGUCUGACUUCAGCACUGACAGUGCAGGAGGGGGCUCCCGGCGAGACAGUUCGGCCCAUCGUCAACGCUGCAACCCCCCUACAGCUACAGACGGACGCUUCCUCGACCGGUCACUGGCGUUCCUGUGUCUCCAAUCCCGGUGCAGUGAUGAGUGAAACCUUGCAACUGGCCGCUCUGGGCCGGCCUUUCCAGCUGGGAAUGCUGUACGACUGCCGCUCAGACACUCUGAUCCCAGGCGUCACAUUGUGGGAUUUACAGACGCUGCAGAGCAACCUUGAUCGUCGUGACCAGCCCAGCACUGAGUUUCACAUCAUUGCAUCAGACUCCAUGGAGAGCAAAUCCGCUGCCCUCAAUGUGUCAGGGUCACUGAAGGCGAGUUUCCUGGGUGGGUUAGUGGAGGUGAAUGGGUCGGCAAAAUAUCUCAAUGACACAAAGGAAUCAAAGCAACAAGCACGAGUUACCCUUCAGUACAAAACAACAACCAGGUUUGAACAACUGACGAUGAAUCACUUAGGGAGACAGAAUAUUACCUACCCGAGUGUGUUUGAUGAGGGCUCAGCCACCCAUGUUGUUACAGCAGUGCUGUAUGGGGCCCAGGCCUUCUUUGUGUUUGACCAAAUGGCUUCAUCAUCAGAGAAGAUGCAUGAUAUUCAGGGUAACAUGGAGGCAAUGAUUAAACGUCUCCCUAGCACUGCGACGCAGGGGGAGGACUCGCUAGAAAUGACAGAAGAACAAAAUUCACAUGCCGAGAAAUUUAGCUGCACGUUUUAUGGCGAUUUCUCACUAAAGAACAAUCCCACCACCUUCAAAGACGCCAUCAAUAUCUACGCAAAACUUCCAAACCUCCUGGGCUCAGGUGGAGAACAUUCAGUGCCCAUCACAGUCUGGCUCUAUCCUCUCAAUAAACUCGACUCAAAAGCUGCCCAGCUGGUGAGAGGGAUCAGCGUGGGACUGGUCAAUCGCUGCCAGUGUGUCCUAGAACAGCUCAGUGAGGCCGUCAGGAGGUGCAAUGACCUGAUGAAAGACAGCGUCGCCACUCAGUUUCCUGAGAUCAGGCAAAUGUUACAGCAAGUCCGAGAGAUGUGUCUGGAGUACACACAGGGUUUCCAGGAAAAUAUAGCGGGAGUAUUGCCGUCGAUUAGGGGCGGCAGGGAGGAGGAAGGGUUACUAGCGAAUAUACUAAAUAACACGGAUAAGUCACCAUUCAAACACCGGUCACUGGCCACGUGGCUGGAUGACGAGGAACGAGAGAUGAAGGUAGUGAGACGUUACCUCAGCGUAUUUAAAGAUGUACCUAUUGUGAAAUCAAAGGGCGAGUUGGAUGACAAAUUGAUGGAACUAGCAACAGAUUAUGUUGUCUGCUUCACGUUUACAACAUUACAUCGGGAGGACGUCUACCUGUCAGAGGCAAACAACUACCUCCGAUCUAUCACAGCUACAAAAAUGCAGCUACCACCUUCUGCUGACGGAGCCUGUGCAACAGGAAACAGCGAGCACUGGUUUAACUCACGGUCUGUCUCCCAGAAAAUGAAGGCGCAAUCCCAAUCAUUCCUAGAUUUUGCCACAGUUAAUAAAGCAGAUGAAAAAGUAAAAUUCCUUGUUAGUUCUGUGCAGAAUGACAGCAUCUUGGGAGCAUCCAUUUACCUGUAUGAGGGAGAGUUUCUGGAGAACGAGAGCUUUGUUCCUCCGUCACAGCCGGAGAUACCUACACUUAGUGGAACGACACAUGACAGUGUAACGCUGCAGUUACAGCCACCAAGAUGUGGUACCGGUGAGAUUGUGGGCUACAAGGUAGAGUACAGAGGUAGCCAGCAGGAGGAAUGGACAAUUCUGGAUACACCUGAUCAAUGCCACUCCUUCACAAUACCUGGGUUACAGCCACACCAGGAGUAUCACUUCCGAUUCAGAGCAGUGACCAAGGUAGGGGUCAGCAAGGCUAGUGAGAGCUACAGGGGCAUCACCCGGCCAGCAAGUCCACCUGGUAAACCAGUCUUCCAGGAUUGUUCACCCAGCCCAACACUGCACUGGAAUGAACCAAAUCAGAUUGGAGCUGAUGUUGAAAUAUUUUGGUACAGAAUUGAAUAUAGAGAAGAACCGUCAGUUAAAACAAACAUGGAAGUCAAGUUAUGGGAAAAGGUUAAGUCAUCCGACACACAAUGCCACUAUCGCUUAGUGGGAUUGAAACCCAAGACCAUCUACAGAGUCCGAGUGUCUGCUGAAUGUGGAGGAGCGGGAUCUAGUGCCGAAAGUGAGGAGGCUUUAAUAGAAAUAGAAAUUGCCCCAAAACAGAAUAGCCGUGGAUCUUCUAGGAGAAACGCAAUUAAUAUCCGUAGGAAACCCCUCCAU
Messenger RNA from Leucoraja erinaceus (little skate), 2582 nucleotides. RefSeq names its product neoverrucotoxin subunit alpha-like. The record is from RefSeq and is a predicted model, not a curated record. Gene Ontology annotation, molecular function: protein binding. NCBI's taxonomy places the organism in Eukaryota, Metazoa, Chordata, Chondrichthyes, Rajiformes, Rajidae. The annotation marks the transcript as partial. The transcript has 3 exons.